AUGGAGGCCUACGCUGACGAGGUUGGAGCUCCGAACUCGCGGGAGACGGUGGACCUCGACGAGAGAGUGAGUCGGUUGGUGAUCCUCUGGACCAAGAAACGCUCGGGUUCUCCGUCGCAGGCGCCGGAUUCUUCAGUUUCGACUUCGUCGGCGGCGGUGGCAGCGGUUUCUGGGGAUGGAGGCGGAGGGAUCUCAGAGGCAUUUGAGAUGAAGCUUAUCAUUCAAACCUGUAAAGGAUGCCCAUAUAACUCUUUUGAUGAUUGGGGAAAAUGUCCAUGGCCAAAAUACAUAUCGGUACUAGGAGAAACUCAAAAAAACUGCGCAUUAUUAGAAUUUGCAAUUUCCUUGGUUUAUGCCGACAAGAAGGUCUAUAACAAUGGGGAUGUGUAUGAGGGAGAGUUUCAUAAAAGGAAGUGUUCAGGGAGCGGGGUGUAUUAUUACUAUAUGAGUGGGAGGUAUGAGGGGGAUUGGGUUGAUGAUAAGUAUGAUGGGUAUAGGGUGGAGACCUGGGCGAGGGGGAGUCGAUAUAGAGGGCAGUAUAGGCAGGGGUUGAGACAUGGCUUUGGUGUCUAUCGGUUUUAUACGGGGGAUGUGUAUUCCGGUGGGUGGAGUAAUGGGCAGAAUUAUGGGAUGAAGGAUGCGAGAUUGAUGUUUUGA
Asparagus officinalis (garden asparagus) is the source of this 657-nucleotide messenger RNA. Its product is annotated as phosphatidylinositol 4-phosphate 5-kinase 2-like. The transcript is spliced from 5 exons. NCBI's taxonomy places the organism in Eukaryota, Viridiplantae, Streptophyta, Magnoliopsida, Asparagales, Asparagaceae. The coding region runs from base 1 to 657 and encodes 218 amino acids. The record is from RefSeq and is a predicted model, not a curated record.